AUGGCGAGGGUAUCGCGCCUCCUCGGGGGCCCAUCUCGCCGCGGGGGAUCGCGCGCCGUCGCGUUCACCGCGCUCGCGCUCGUGUUCUGCGCGAUCGGCGGGGCGUUGGCGGACGGCGACGACGACGCGAUCGAUUCCGUCGACCCCGACGACGAUUCGUUCCCAACCUCCGAGGACGUCCCGCUGUGGCAGUUCGAAACGGAGGUGGUGACCAUCGGCAAGGCCAGCGGAAAGGAGAAGAGGAAUGACGUACCCGCCUUCUUCCUCCGCGGCGACGACCCGGCGCAGGCCGCCACGAGGUUCGUCUACCUCAACGCGCUGCCCAUGAACCACCUGCCCCACUUCGUCUCCGUCUUCGCGCACGAGUGGCGGCACAACGUCCGGGAGGAGCUCAAACCCCGGACGCGCGCGCACAAGCGCAGGGCGGCGGUUCUCGGCCCGAGAUCCUACUGGAAAAGGGGCGCGGAGCACGCGCGGGCGGGCCGAGACGGCGAGGCUCACUUCGACUACGCCAGGGCCGUCGCGGGCGUCGGCCUGGACGAGAUCGACGACCCGGGAGCCAAGGCGGAGGAGACGCUGUCCAACGGCGAGGUGGACGAGAUCUACCAACUGCUCAACGCGCACCACCGAAGGCACUCGCGCGCGCUGAACGCCGCGGACAAGACGCGCGAGCAGCGCGCGGCGGCGCACGAGAGGAACGCGUGGGUGUUCGAGCGAAGGAAGGAGGCGAGGCGGCGAGUCGAGGAGGACGAAGCCGACUUUCGCGCCGCGUUGUCGGGCGUCCAAUCGCGGGACGACACGUCAGACUCAGAAGCCACGUCGGAAGCCAAUGACGAGACGACGACGCGGGUCGCCAUCGUCGCGGGACUCGCGGUGUCGCUGUCGUUGGACGACGACGCGGCGAGCGCGACGUCGGCGCACUUUGCGACGAUCGGAAAUAGCGACGCCCGACUGGCGUGCUCCGUCGCCCUCGAGCUCCACUCCAAACUAAACCGCCCACCGCUCGCGUGCGUUGCGGGGAACGCCUCGGAGGAAUCCAAAACGUCAUCUGCUGGGGACGAUUCGCGUACCCCCGAGGCGUGCGGGAACGCCGCGAAGAAAGCGCUGCUCGGUUCCGAAGACGACGGCUCACUCGCUUCGACGCUCUUGUUGCGAGCGUUUAUUCUCGCGGGGGGUGCCGUGGACGAUCGCGCCUUCUUCGACGACCUCACCAAGGCGCUCGUCACGGCGCACGCGUACGCCUCGAUGCGCGCGGCGGUCGACGCCGAGGACUGGGAGGCGGUCGCACGGGCGGCCCAAACGGGCGACGCCGCCGCCGUCGCCGGUCGCAAACCCGACGCCCGGCGAAAGCUCGCGGCGGCUCGAGCGCAUUUCGAGUUGGGAAACUGGCGCGAGUGCGAACGCGCCGCGAACGCCGCCGUCGCCGCCUCCGUCACCCGCGGGGACUGGCGCCGCGGGCAGGUUCGCGCGCUCGCGGUUUCGUACGGCGCCAGGUGCGCCAUCGCUCGCGGCGACGGCGACGCGGCGCUUCGAUCCUUCGCCGUCGCGAUGCGCGCGGAUCCGGACAAUUCGCUCUUCAAAAACACGUACAAGCUCAUCAAGGACGCGGGCAAGCUGGUGACGGACGCCGGGGUCAAGCUGGACCGCGGCGAGUCCAGGCUCGCGCUCGAGUCCGCGGAUAAGGCGUCCGCGAACCUGCGCGCGGUGGGCGCGGAUGAAAAGUCCGCGAUGUUCGCCGAAAUCGACGCCAGGAGGUGCGUGGCGCACGCGCAGAUGCGAGCGUUUGAGUCGGCGCUGGAGCACUGCGCCAGGGCGGCGAAGGCCAUCGGCUGCUACGACGACGGGUCUCACGACAGCGAGGAGGACUUCAAGCGUUUAUGCGACAGGGCCGACGCCAGGGUGUACGCCAGGGUGAUGAUGUCGCGAGCCGAGGUUCAUUUAAGGGACGACUAUCCCGAGGGCGCGAUAGGCGACUUGAGGGACGCGGUGGAACGCAUCGCGCCCAACGCGGAGCGGGGUUCGAGCGAAGGUGCGAGGAUCCUGGAGGAGGCCCGGGGUAGGUUGCACGAGGCGGAGCGCGCGAAACACAAGCACGAUAACGACAGGGACCACGCCAAGAUGCUAAACCUGCCGGAGAACCUCGCCGAGCUCUCGAAGGACCGCCGGUGCGAUUUCGUUAAAAAAGCGUACAAGAAGGCGGCGCUGAAGUGGCACCCGGAUAAGGCCGCCGAGAGCGGAAAGCUGAGGGCGGCGAGGAAGAUGAACGAGAUGACCGAGGCGCGGGACCACGUGAACGAACGCCUCGGGUGCGUCGCGCCCAAGAAACCCGACGAGAACGAUCCGCGGGCUCAGCAGCAGCGGCAGCACCCGCACUUUCGCAACUUUCAUCACGGCGGGUUCCCGGGCGGGGGCGGCUUCGGCGGCGGGGGGUAUCAGCAACGGCAGCGGCAGUACCAGCGCAGGCCGGGAGGGCAGCGCAUGCACUGGGAGUUUUGA
Messenger RNA from Micromonas commoda, 2496 nucleotides. RefSeq lists its product with no specific name. NCBI's taxonomy places the organism in Eukaryota, Viridiplantae, Chlorophyta, Mamiellophyceae, Mamiellales, Mamiellaceae. The record is from RefSeq and is a predicted model, not a curated record. Gene Ontology annotation, biological process: protein folding in endoplasmic reticulum. The transcript has a single exon. Gene Ontology annotation, cellular component: endoplasmic reticulum. Gene Ontology annotation, molecular function: protein-folding chaperone binding; misfolded protein binding. Bases 1 to 2496 code for a protein of 831 amino acids.